CUCCUCGCCCAGCUCACCGACCACAAGGAGACUCUCCAGUACCUGCAGCAGAACGCCAAGGAACGAGCAGAGCUGGCAGCAGCCACCACCAACAGCACCACCACCCCUGCCGCCUUCGCCGCCCCCAAGAUGACCGUGCAGGAGCUGGAGGAGCUGCGCAAGCAACUGGGCACCGUCACCACCGCCUCUGCCACCCAGCAGCCUCUGGAGUUUGUGCGGAAGGCGCUUAGAGAGAAGCAGAACAAGAAGAAUCCCGGCCAGCCCGUCCCGUCGUUCCCUGCCUGGGUGUAUGAGAGACCAGCACUUAUUGGGGAUUUUCUCACCAGCUCCAGUUUGAGCACAGACACAGCGGUGCCCAUAGGAUCAUUACCUCUGGCCUCCCAAGAGUCUGCGGUUGUGGAGGACCUCUUGUACGUGUUGAUUGGUGUGGAUGGCAGAUACAUCACUGCACAGCCCCUGGUUGGGAGAGAGAACCGCACUUUCCUUGUGGACCCUAACUUAGACAUGUCCGUCAAAGAACUGGUCACCAGGAUUCUUCCCGUUGCUGCAAGUUACUCCCUCGUAACAAGGUUCAUAGAGGAGAAGUCCUCCUUUGAGUACGGGCAGGUGAACCACGCUCUGGCAGCCGCCAUGAGGACCCUGGUGAAAGAGUACAUGAUCCUGAUCACCCAGCUGGAGCACCUGCAGCGCCAAGGACUGCUCUCUCUCCAGAAGCUCUGGUUCUACAUCCAGCCCACCAUGCGGACCCUGGAGAUCCUGGCCUCGCUGGCUGCUUCUGUGGACAAAGGGGAGUGCCUGGGAGGCUCGACGCUCAGCUUGCUCCACGACAAGACGUUCAACUACACAGGCGACAGCCAGGCGCAGGAGCUGUGCCUGUACCUCACCAAGGCUGCCAGCGUCCCCUACUUUGAAAUCCUGGAGAAGUGGAUCUACAGAGGGAUUAUCAACGAUCCUUACAGUGAGUUCAUGGUAGAAGAACAUGAGCUGCAGAAGGAAAAGAUCCAGGAGGAUUAUAAUGAUAAAUACUGGGAUCAAAGAUACACCAUUGUUCAACAACAGAUUCCCUCCUUCCUACAGAAGAUCGGAGACAAAAUACUUAGCACAGGGAAAUAUUUAAACGUCGUGCGGGAGUGUGGCCAGGAUGUUACGUGUCCGGUGGCAAAAGAGGUCAUCUAUACUUUAAAGGAGCGGGAAUAUGUGGAGCAGAUCGAGAAAGCCUAUAACUAUGCCAGCAAAGUCCUGCUCGAUUUCCUGAUGGAAGAAAAAGAGCUGGUGGCCCGCUUAAGGUCGAUCAAGCAUUACUUCCUGAUGGACCAGGGUGACUUCUACGUGCAUUUCAUGGACCUCACAGAAGAAGAGCUGAAAAAGCCCGUGGAGGACAUCAUCCCCACCAGACUGGAGGCUCUGCUGGAAUUAGCCUUGAGAAUGAGCACAGCAAACACAGACCCAUUCAAGGAUGACUUAAAGAUCGAUCUAAUGCCGCAUGACCUCAUCACGCAGCUCUUGAGAGUCCUCGCCAUUGAAACCAAGCAGGAAAAGGCCAUUAUCCAUGCAGAACCCACUGAGCUUUCCCUGAGUGGCCUGGAAGCUUUCUCUUUUGAUUACAUUGUCAAAUGGCCGCUCUCUCUGAUCAUCAACAGGAAGGCCUUGACCCGCUACCAAAUGCUCUUCCGGCACAUGUUUUACUGCAAGCACGUGGAGCGGCAGCUGUGCAACGUCUGGAUCAGCAGCAAAGCAGCCAAGCAGUAUUCGCUGCAUUCCUCCAAGUGGUUUGCAGGUGCCUUCACUCUGCGCCAACGCAUGCUCAACUUUGUGCAGAACAUCCAGUACUACAUGAUGUUUGAAGUGAUGGAGCCCACGUGGCACAUCCUGGAGAAGAAUCUCAAGUCGGCCUCCAACAUAGAUGAUGUCUUGAGCCAUCACACAAGCUUUCUCGACAACUGCUUGAAGGACUGCAUGUUGACCAACCCGGAGCUGCUGAAGAUCUUCUCCAAGAUGAUGUCCGUCUGUGUCAUGUUCACCAACUGUAUGCAGAGGUUCUCCCACAGCAUGAAACUGGAUAAUGAGCUAGGCCGUCUCACGGUGGAACAUGGGACCAUGCGGGGCCCACCUACUGAGCAGGAGCGUGUGGAGGAGUCUGCACGGAAGCAGCUGGCCAACAGGCUCCUAGCCGAGCACGCAGACACCUUGCACCUGACUUCGGGCUUCGAAGCCACCAUCAACAAGUUUGACAGCAACUUCUCCGCCCACCUCCUGGACCUCCUGGACAAGCUGAGCCUUUACAGCACCAAUGACUGUGAGCACAGCAUGAUCAACAUCAUCUACAGGCUGGACUUCAACGGCUUCUACACAGAGCGCUUGGAGCACCUGUCUGCCGAGCGGAGCCAGAAGGCAGCCUCCCAAGCAGCACCUCCUCCCCGAGUCGUCCUUGUGGCUGCUGCUCAGUGACGCCCUCCCACUGAAGAGCAUUUCCCCAGGGGAGGGGCUGAGAGGGCAGAUGUGCUCCCGGCGCAGCAGCAGUCGAAGCUUGAAGCGCAAGGCCCAGCGGCUGUUGCUGGAAGGUGGAUGUGGAAUGGAUUCUGUUUCUGAGGGGCAUCCACACUUUUAUACACAAAACUAACUUGUACAGUUGUGUGUUUUACUUGAAAAUAAAAAUCUUUAGUGGUAUUC
Molecule: messenger RNA, 2670 nt
Organism: Heteronotia binoei (common prickly gecko)
Lineage: Eukaryota; Metazoa; Chordata; Lepidosauria; Squamata; Gekkonidae
Gene: TUBGCP2
Product: tubulin gamma complex component 2
Exons: 16
Biological process (GO): spindle assembly; microtubule nucleation; meiotic cell cycle
Cellular component (GO): gamma-tubulin small complex; spindle pole; centrosome
Molecular function (GO): gamma-tubulin binding; microtubule minus-end binding
Source: RefSeq, a predicted model, not a curated record